Messenger RNA from Cuscuta campestris, 917 nucleotides. The record is from the annotation of a GenBank genome assembly. Lineage: Eukaryota; Viridiplantae; Streptophyta; Magnoliopsida; Solanales; Convolvulaceae.
ACCAACAUGGGCCUACGUGCGACUACCAGCUUAAUCCAUAUGAGGAAGAGCUUCGAGAGGCCGAGAAUAGGAGAGAAGAACUUGAUGAGGAAUUAAUGAACGAAGAUCCAUCCUAUCAACCCCCUCCCCUCCACAAUUAUAAUGACCACUCUGUUGCAUUCAAGCUUGAAUGGAACAAGAGGGCCAUUGAGUGGAGAUUUAACCGAAUUGCCCAACUCCGAGAAGAAAGAGCUCAACGUGAAAGGGAUGCGAAGGAAUUUUACGAUAAAGAAAAUGAGGUCAGGGAACUUGAUCGAUUAUUAGCGAUGCACAACGUAUUUUUCAUGUCCCCUGCGUAUGAUCGGUACGAUGAAUUGUCUCCUGAGUUUUGGAGGAAACACAUGGAGCAACAUAUUCGUAUUCGAUCAGACAAACUCAAUUUCUUAGAAGAACAAGCAGAUUAUGACCUUCGAGCCCAAGAAGAGUUGGAGCAAUCAAGAGAAUGGGAGCCGCAUCAAGUUGAUCAAGAAGAGAUUUACCUAGACCCUAUUCUCGAAGAUUCACAAGAACCUGCUCCAGCACAGGAACCUGAGUAUAGCAUGACCCAGCAGUUGCUCACUCAGGCUAUUGUGAUGGAAUUACCUGAAUGCCCUCCUAGCGGCAAGGUCGUACGUAAGGUGGAACCAACUGAGGAACCUGACUCAGAACCACCUCUACAAUCCCCAAUAGAAGAAAAGGAUGAGGAAGUUGUCCCCGUGACAAUAGACUCACCUCUUCUUACCUGUGUUGAAGACACAACUCCAGAGGAACCUGUUCUGGAGGAAAUAGAGCCCACUACCUACCCCCUAGAUUCCAAAGAGUCUGAAGAGGAAUCUAUAGACGAGGAAAUACUUUUCUAAGAAGAUCCAACUCCGUCUAAAGAAACCUUUGUAAUUAAU